AUGUCUGCAGAGCCGGCACCGGAGGCAGAUGCCAGCAGGAGGGGCCUCAAGAAGCCCUGUUCAUUCAGCAUCGAGGACAUCCUCUCCAGCCCAGCAGAGAAGAGCCCCCAGGUCCUGGUCCCACUGUGCCUACGGAGCAUCUUGGACUGCACACCCAAAGGGCUGUGCGAGCUAGAGAGCAUCCCAGCCGGCUCCCUGCAGGAGGAGGAGGAGGACGAGGAGGAGGAAGAGCUGGAAGGGGCAGGCUGCAACUGCUGCUGCUGCUCUCACACGAGUGUCCGCUCCCUCCAGGACUCACCAAGCUGGCUGGACGCCCGCUUGCCCUGGCCCACGCAGCUCUUCCACUCGGCAGCCAGGGGCUGUAGGAGUGCCCAGGGCAGCUCGGGCGAGCUGCAGCCGCUGCAGCGGCGGACGCGCCGGCACCGCACCAUCUUCACCGAGGAGCAGCUGCAGGCCCUGGAGGCACUUUUCCACCAGAACCAGUACCCAGACGUCAUCACCCGCGAGCUGCUGGCGACCCGCAUCCACCUGAAGGAGGAGAGGGUGGAGGUUUGGUUCAAAAAUCGCCGGGCCAAGUGGCGGCACCAGAAGAGGGCAUCCGCUUCAGCACCGAUCCUCCGCGGCAGCAGGAGGCCCCCUAAGGAGAGCUGCUAGCGGCUGCCAAGCUGCGUGGCUGCAGGUGAAAGCCAAGAGCAUCCCCUCCCCACAGCUGACAGGCUCUGUAGGGAGCAGCCCCGCGGGGGCUCAUGAAGCCAGAGGGGAGGUCUGUGAUUCCCAGAGGAGGUAAAAGGAGACAGCACUUCCACAUCCCAGUUUUUCCUUCCCAGCUUAGUUCACACAGCAGCUCAGCAGGCAGCGUCUGCAGCUGCUGAAGCAGAAAUCACUGCCAGCAGCCUGCGCAGGGGCCAGAGCUGUGGCAGCACAAAACGUGUGUGCUUCAGGGGAAGGGAAGUCUCCUCUUAGACUCACAGCAUCGUUCAUGUUGGAAAAGACCUUUAAAAUCAUCAAGCCCAACCAUAACCCAGCUACCAGGAACACUCAGCUCUACCCUGAAGUGCCACAUCUGCACACGUCCAGGGACGAGGACUGCACCACCUCCCUGGGCAGCCUGUGCCAACUCCUCACCACUGUCUCAGUAGGGAAGUGUUUCCCAGUGUCCAACCUAACCCUCCCCUGGCACAGCUUCAGCCAUCUGCUCUCGUCCUGCCGCUGGUUACCUGGGAGAAGAGACCACCCCCAGCCCCACUGCAGCCUCCUUUUGGGUAGCUGCAGAGGGGAUCCGAGCAGUGGCAAUACCUUUCUGUUCCUCUCACUUCUUAACUCUCUCUCUCUCUUUUCCCCGCUCCUUUCCCCCGCGUUCCCUCUGCUCCAGCCCAUUACCAGGGGUUUGCAUUGUCUCUAAUAAACUGCGCUCAGCAGCU
This is a messenger RNA of Pogoniulus pusillus (Red-fronted tinkerbird), 1421 nucleotides long. It is a transcript of the gene GSC2, whose product is annotated as goosecoid homeobox 2. The coding region runs from base 1 to 654 and encodes 217 amino acids. Gene Ontology annotation, cellular component: nucleus. Lineage: Eukaryota; Metazoa; Chordata; Aves; Piciformes; Lybiidae. Gene Ontology annotation, biological process: regulation of transcription by RNA polymerase II. The record is from RefSeq and is a predicted model, not a curated record. The transcript is spliced from 3 exons. Gene Ontology annotation, molecular function: RNA polymerase II cis-regulatory region sequence-specific DNA binding; DNA-binding transcription factor activity, RNA polymerase II-specific.